ACGUUUUUCUCGCCGUAAUUUUUUUUACCGCGAUUGUUGAACGUCCCACUUUGUUUGGCGGGAUUCACCUAGAAGGAAGGAGAAUAUUUCGCAGUUUAUUUUCUGCAAAUUAACGAGCAUCAUGCAGUUUCAAAGGAGACACAGGAAGCUGGGCACCAACCCUCAGUCAGAGCUGUACCUGCAGCCUCUGCAGUUUUAUGGGGAGCCUCCUCUGGAGAACAUCUCUCUCGCAGAAUUUGAGACAUUUGCUGUGGAAAGAUUAAAAUUGCUAAAGACAGUUGAGAAUUUGGGGGUCAGCUAUGUGAAACAUAGUAGUCAGUACAAACUGAAGAUGGAUAAUGAGCUGAGGCUGCUGCACUUUCCUUACAGACCAGACACUAAUGACAAGAAACCUCUGACUGGACCGAGCGAAUUUGAGAAACGACGGAAGGACCACAUCUCCCACUUUAUUCUCAGACUAGCUUACUGCCAGACGGAAGAUCUGAGGCGCUGGUUUAUACAGCAGGAAGUGGAUCUUUUUCGCUACCGCUUUACUGAUCUACCGCCACAACAAAAGCUUGAAUUUCUUCACAAGAACAAUCUAAAAUAUAACACAUUAAGCGACAAAGAGAAGAAUGAGCUGAGUGACAAACUCCUGAUGUCGAGUUACUCCGUCAGUGGAGUCACCGUGGAGAAGCUCGAGUUCUACAAGGUUCCUUUUCAAGAUGCCCUUGAUUUAGUGCGAUCUCGAAAAGUGUAUCUAAAAGCUGGAUUUGCAUUCGUCCCUCAACAAGACAUCGUUACCAUCGUCCUCAACGAUUUCCGCACGCGCCUCUCCAAAGCUCUGGCGCUGACGGCCCGCUCACUACCAGCAGUGCAUUCAGAUGAACGCCUCCACCCACUCCUGAACCACCUCAGCCACGCAUAUCUUGGACAAGACUACAGCAUCCAGAAGAAUGUUGGGAAAAUCUCCUUGGAGCAAAUUGAUUCUCUUUCAGGAAAGUCCUUCCCGCUCUGCAUGAGGCAGCUCCACCAGGCGCUCAGAGAGAACCACCAUCUCCGACAUGGAGGACGCAUGCAGUACGGGCUCUUCCUCAAAGGAAUCGGCAUCUCUCUGGAACAGGCGCUGCAGUUCUGGAGGUCAGAGUUCAUACGGGGCAAAGUGGAUGCGGACAAGUUUGAUAAAGCAUAUGCUUAUGGCAUCCGUCACAUGUACGGCAAAGAAGGCAAGCGAGCGGACUACACGCCGUACAGUUGCAUGAAGGUGAUUUUAUCAAACCCACCCAGUCAAGGGGACCAUCAUGGAUGUCCGUUCCGCCACAGCGACCCAGAGCUGCUAAAGCAGAAGCUUCAGUUUUACAAGGUGUCUCCCAGCAGUAUAACACAGAUAAUGGAGCUGGUCAAAGGAAUGCAUUUUCAGCUGGCAUGCCAGAAAUACUUCGAGGUGACACAUAAUGUGGAGGACUCUUCUUUCUCACUCAGUCACCCCAACCAGUACUUUAUAGAGAGCCAGAAAGCUUUAGGUGGAGGCAAGGAUCCAAAGAGGGAUGUGGACGUUCCUCAGAAGGUGCAGGAAACCUCUCAGCAUUUGGCAGAGACGGCUGAGGACCUGGAAGCUCUUUUUAAAGAUGGCUGAUUUCUCUCACUACAUGGAGAAAUCCUCCACCUUUUUCUAUUGGAGAUGGUUACAUACUGUCUUCAAGCCUCUUGCAUCACAUUUGAAUUAUGCUUUUUCUUUUUUUUUAAGAUUUUUUUUUUAUAUUCACCUUGUCAGAUUGGAGCCUCCUGUAAAACUUGUAAUAAACACAUAUUUAGCUCCUUUGCUUUCGCUGUGGACUGAACUCGCAGGGCUUAAAUCUGGUCUCUGUUUGGAUGGAGUUUGGCUUUUGGGGGAAACCGUAAACAUUUCCUUGCUGUCCCCAAAACAAUGUCUUUGUAUUUGAUGGCAGCUUAAUGGAUAAAUGCUGACAGGAGGAUGGAUGAAAAAAUAAACCAUUUCCACAGUUGUAUUA
Messenger RNA from Oryzias latipes (Japanese medaka), 1991 nucleotides. It is a transcript of the gene prim2, whose product is annotated as DNA primase subunit 2. Gene Ontology annotation, biological process: DNA replication initiation; DNA replication, synthesis of primer. The record is from RefSeq and is a predicted model, not a curated record. Gene Ontology annotation, cellular component: alpha DNA polymerase:primase complex. NCBI's taxonomy places the organism in Eukaryota, Metazoa, Chordata, Actinopteri, Beloniformes, Adrianichthyidae.